AUGACGCGAGCUGCCGCACCGCCGAUUCUGGAGCAGCUCCAAAGCGCCGAAUCGGUCUCUGCUCAGAUUACAGCUCUACGAGCUUUGAAAAAUGAACUGAUCGGCCAUGACCAGCGCAAGGAGGCCCUCGUUGCUGAGGGUAUCAUACCCGCCCUCUCACAGGUGCUGACGUCGAGAUGGCCGGCAACGAAUCAGAAUGAAACCGCACUUCCCCAAGACCGAUCAACCCAGAAAAGCCCAGAAGACUGUGAGGCCUGUCUUCAAGCAACUUUGGUUGUGGGAAGCUUGGCACAAGGUGGACCGACCUUUCUUACUCCGAUAUUUGCCAGCAACAUAUUGCCGAACGUUCUUUCAAUACUUGCGUCAGAAGAUUGCCCAGAAUCCUUCUGUCUUCCCAUUCUACGGCUUCUGAACACAAUUGCAGACCGACUACCGCUGCAAAGUCAGGAAAAAUGGCCUCGAGACACCCAGCUCGCUGAUCUGGUCUUUUCGGCCUCAAAUGUCUACUCUCUCAAACGAAUUAUCCUCCAGGAAUACAAGAACCUGCGCAGCCAGGCCGCCAUUGAGCUAUCUGCAGCCCUGAUCGGCAAACUUUGCACCGAGGAAGCUCAUAAGACAGCCAUUGCUCUAUCUGGGACUCUGGAUGCCCUGGCUCUCAAGGUUGCCUCGUUCGUUGUGGCUCAAGGAUUUGUUCUACCUGGUGCAGAGGGCGAUCUACCACUCCCGGCCCCAGAAUCCGCCCGUCUUGCGCCAAUUCUGCGGGCAGUUAGUGUUACUAUUGAGCAGUCUAAGUGGAGGGCUGAACACUUUUUGUCCUCGCCAGGUAUCACCAUGGUGUUCCCAAAACAAGUUCCAGACUUUGCACCGGCAGACAUCAAGAAAGCUCCCUGGGGCCAUACUUAUCUGUCUGGCUCUGCAGUACCCCGCCACCCCGGAGCUAAUCCCAUAGAUCAGCUUUUGCCCUCAAUUCCCCAAGCACACGUCAAGUCAUCGUCCAGCUCUACUAAUUUUCCACCUCUUGGCUACGGGGGCUCACAACGCCGACACAGCCAUUCUUUCCCGACAGCAUUUUCACUUCCUGAGACACCUACCCCGGAAGACGAUGAGAACUCUAUUGUGCCCUGGCUCAUCUAUAUUAUCCGCUCAGAAAGUGGCAUGGUGCGACUGAUGUCUGCCCGUCUCGUCACAGCGCUCUUUAGAUUAGGGCUCGCCAAGAAACACAGAGUUUCGACCUUCAGUUAUCUGUUGAUCCCCGCUUUGGUUGAGAUGCUCAACAAAGAUUUCCGCAUAUCAGAAGAAGAUGGUGCUAACUACGACGGCCUGCUCCCGCCGAUCCAACGCCUCAAAGAAGAGGCACCGGCAGUGCUAGCCAGCUUGGUGAUGGACGACCAGGAGCUGCAGAGACAUGCAGUGGAAGGUAACGCGCUCAAGAGAUUGUCACAACUCCUCAAGGAAACCUACAAUCCUGUUCCAGACAGCAACCGGCCGAUGUGGAGUGCAGAGGAUGCCCCGGCCCGGGAUCUUGAGUCACUUCCAUUGGAGUGCCGGCUCGGGCCUUCAGGCUACUCCCCGGCUCUAUGUCAUAUAAUGCGUUACCGAGAGAACAUUCUGAAGGCAUUGGCGGCGCUCGUUCCAUUCAAAGAUGAGUACCGCAAAGCGAUUUGCGAGCAAGGCGUGGUACCUUACAUUAUCGAUGCACUCAAGCCACGGCCUAGUGAUGCGCCGGCCGACACCUCGAUGCCCAAAAAUACUGCAGAGGAUGGCAACCCAAUCCCUACAAUUCUAGCUGCUUGUGGCACAGCUCGCAUGCUGACAAGAUCGGUGAGUGUGUUGAGGACAAGCCUUAUCGAUGCUGGUGUGGCUGAGCCACUGUUCGCCCUCAUUCGACAUUCCGACAUAGAAGUACAAAUUGCAGCUACAGCAACAAUCUCCAACUUGGCUUUGGACUUUAGCCCCAUGAGAGAGUCCAUAGUUUCUGCCAACAUCAUUCCCAUUCUUUGCGAACACGCCCGCUCACCCAACAUCAAACUACAGAUUGAAUCAUUAUGGGCAAUCAAGCACCUGGUCUAUGACACUACAAUCGACAUCAGAAUAAAGAUCGUUGAGAAUCUUACACCCCAAUGGAUUAUGCAGGUCCUCUCCCGGGAUCCAGUCCGUGCAGUGUCCAGACAGAGCGUGGAAGAAGAGAUAGACCAGAACGCCGGGAUUGCGAUGGGUCGAUCUAACUCGGCGGGGGAACAGGUCGACAUUCUGAACCCAAUGGAAGCGUCCGCUCAAUGGGAUGAAGAUUUCAAGAUGACUGAUACCAUGCCUCCUUCGAAGAUGAGCCUGGAAAUGUUUGUGCAAGAUGCAAGCCGUCGACGCAAACUUGUUCUGAACGGAUCUCUGGCGCAGACGACACAGUCUCGGCACGACGACAUUGCUGUUCAAGAGCAGACAUUCGACCUGCUACGCAACGUUACCUGUGGCGACCACGCCACCGAGAUGAUCGACUAUCUCUUCAAAGAGAUCGGUCAGAAUGAGUUUCUGGAUACAAUCGCGGAAGCUCUUCGACCACGAACCAUCCAGCUCCCCCACCGCCGAGAAGUGAGCAGUCAGGCCAACCAAAACCUCCGCGUCCCCAAGGAAAUCAUCAUCGCAGUCGCCGCCCUCCUCAUUCAUUUGGCAGCCGGACACCCACGCCACCGCCGUGCUGUUACAUUCCACCGGAGCAUAUUGCCUCAUCUGGCGAACUACCUCAACCAUCCCAAUAAAGAUGUGCGACGAACCUGUGUCUGGGUGACUAUCAACCUUGCUUUCGAGGAAGAUCAGAAUGACUUCGAGGGCUGCCGGGAGCGAGCAAUCCGGCUUCGCUCGCUUGGAUUUGGGGAACGGUUGGCUGCUCUUCAGGACGAUGUAGACCUGGAUAUAAGGGAGCGCAUUAAAGUUGUGCUGCAUUUCUUGAACAGAUUGGCCCCUACCUCAUAA
Penicillium arizonense is the source of this 2967-nucleotide messenger RNA. RefSeq names its product armadillo repeat protein. The record is from RefSeq and is a predicted model, not a curated record. Bases 1 to 2967 code for a protein of 988 amino acids. NCBI's taxonomy places the organism in Eukaryota, Fungi, Ascomycota, Eurotiomycetes, Eurotiales, Aspergillaceae. Gene Ontology annotation, molecular function: protein binding. Gene Ontology annotation, biological process: proteasome-mediated ubiquitin-dependent protein catabolic process. The transcript has 3 exons. Gene Ontology annotation, cellular component: GID complex.